This is a messenger RNA of Tribolium castaneum (red flour beetle), 3623 nucleotides long. RefSeq names its product pickpocket protein 19. Gene Ontology annotation, cellular component: plasma membrane. The coding region runs from base 1727 to 3160 and encodes 477 amino acids. Gene Ontology annotation, molecular function: ligand-gated sodium channel activity. Gene Ontology annotation, biological process: sodium ion transmembrane transport. The record is from RefSeq and is a predicted model, not a curated record. NCBI's taxonomy places the organism in Eukaryota, Metazoa, Arthropoda, Insecta, Coleoptera, Tenebrionidae. The transcript has 9 exons.
AUUUUGCGCAAUCAUUGAGUUUUUGAUGAAAAAAUGCUUAGAAAUGAUAAAUUUUUGGACUUUUUGGACCAAAUUUGGUGACUUUUUCGUUCUAGUUAAAUAAACACAGGUAGAAAAACUAGAUUUUUGAUCUAAAACUGUGUUCAAAUACUCAUAACUUGCAAAAAUAUUGUCAUUUUUGCAAUAAUUUUAUGACCUUUUGGCUUACUUUUUAAGAAAUUUUGCGCAAUCAUUGAUAUUUUGGUGAAAAAACGCUUAGAAAAGAUAAAUUUUUGGAUUUUUUGAUCAAAAUUGGUGACUUUUUCGUUCUAGUUUAAUAAACACAAGUAGAAAAACUUGAUUUUUGGUCUAAAACUGAGUUCAAAUACUCAGAACUUGCAAAAAUAUUGUCAUUUUUGCUAUAAUUUUGUGAUUUAUUGGCUUAACUUUUAAGAAAUUUUGCGCAAUCAUGGAGUUUUUGGUGACAAAACACUUAGAAAAGGUAAAUUUUUGGUAUUUUUGGACCAAAUUUGGUGACUUUUUCGUUCUAGUUAAAUAAACACAGGUAGAAAAACUAGAUUUUUGGUCUAAAACUGUGUUCAAAUACUCAGAACUUGCGAAAAUAUUGUCAUUUUUGCAAUAAUUUUAUGAUCUUUUGGCUUACUUUUUAAGAAAUUUUGCGCAAUCAUUGAUAUUUUGGUGAAAAAACGCUUAGAAAAGAUAAAUUUUUGGAUUUUUGGACCAAAUUUGGUGACUUUUUCAUUCUAGUUAAAUAAACACAGGUAGAAAAACUAGAUUUUUGGUCUAAAACCGUGUUUAAAUACUCAGAACUUGCAAAAAUAUUGUCAUUUUUGCUAGAAUUUUAUGAUUUAUUGGCUUACUUUUUAAGAAAUUUGACGCAGUCAUUAAGUUUUUGGUGAAAAAUCUCUUAGAAAAGGUAAAUUUUUGGACUUUUUGGACCAAAAUUGGUGACUUUUUCAUAAACACAGGAAGAAAAACUUGAUUUUUAGUCUCAGAACUUGCAAAAAUAAUGUAAUUUUUGCCAUAAUUCUGCGAUUUAUUUAUUUAAUGCAAAAUUUUUUGAGCCAACCUUGAUCAUAAUUUUAAUUAAGCACAUUAUUUUUUGAAAUGCAAAUUGUUUUUAUCAAGUUGUAAGAAUUGUUUUAAUCUCAAACAUUAAAAAAAGACCUAAGAGCGGAAGCUUUUUUAAUGAUAUACGUGAGAAAGAUUCAAUUAAUAAAUAAAUAAAAAAAAAGUUUUGGCUUAAAAUGAUAUACUUAACUUAAAAGUAGCGCCAUCUACAAUCAUUUCUUUUGCGUAAUUAAAAUUUUUUAAUGCAAGUCUAUGUUUCGACCAAAGAGCGGAAGAUUUUUUCGAUGAUACGUGAGAAAGAUUAGAUAAUUUUUAUGAUCAUCGAUAUUAUAAUAAAACUGAACUUCACCUGAUGAUGAUGAAAAGUUACGGUGCAUUUUUUGUCGAAAUUUUCACAGUUGGUAGUCCAUUAUUUAAUUGUCCAAAAGGCAUUUAGAGAUAUUAUUUAAUUUAUUUAAUGUAAAAAUGACAUAUACAUAUUUUUUUGUGAUUUUCCUGUAACUUAGUUGUUUUUCGCGACGUAUGUAAUAAAUAAAUCCGAUUAAUUCUAACACUGCCAAUUAUUGAUUUCCCGGCUUCCGGUGUCGCAAGGAAACCCAUAAAUACUUAAUUUUUCCCAACUUAAUUCACAUCCUAAUCCAGUAAACCUCCCCCAAUGGAAAACAAGGGACUUUUCCAUCGGUACGUCCACAUUUCCACCUUUUCCCACCAUUUAGAACCAAAUUUUAGACUUUUAUGGUCCUGCAUUUACAUCAUUUUAAUCGUGUACACAAUUUACAUGGUGGUCACACUUUGGGACAAGUUUUUAAUCCACCCAACGGUCACAACACUAGUUAGUUCGACAUUUCCCGUAAACCAAGUCCCAUUCCCGGGAGUUGCAGUUUGUAGCAUAAACAAAAUCAGCAAAAAACGGGCACAAAACCUGGCAUUUGCCUUGGCAAAUCAGACCAAAAAAAGCCCAGAGGAGGUCAUGGCAUUUUUACAUUUUACGGGCCAAUUGUACGAUUUUGAUUUCCAACCGGACACAGUCUCCAAAUUGCUACUUUUCCAAAACAUUCUCGACUCUUUGAACAUCAAAAUUGACGAUUUGGCCCGAGAAAUGGUCACUCCGUGCGAGGAUUUAUUAUCUAGUUGCUUGUGGCGCAACAUGGAAGUCAACUGUUCGACGAUUUUUUACCAAAGACUGACCUAUGACGGCUUUUGUUGCGUCUUUAAUUACGUCAAAUUCACCCAAGAACUGACGUACGAAAUUGACCAAAAGCCCGUAACUACGGACGCAGGCGUCGAAAAUGGGCUUUUUGUUGCGGUUAAUAACAAUCUACAGGACUAUUUUUACACAACCAUAUCAGCAGUUGGAGUUAUAAUACAUAUUUUUGUGCCGACCGAUUAUCCGGAUAAAUCAAGCGGCGGCUUAACCGAAAUUCUCACUCAUCCGAAUUCGGAAAAUUUCGUCGAAAUCGUACCAACGACCUUGACCUCGGUGCGAGACGUCGCCGACUAUUCGCUAGAAAAACGCCAAUGUCUUUUUGACCACGAACGCUACACCAGUUUUGGUACAACUUACUCGCAAAGCGACUGUAAUAUAGAAUGUCGCACUAUGAGUAUAUAUGCCAUGUGUCAAUGUAUACCGUUUCUUAUACCACUCAGUAACAGCAGCAAUGUGUGCACGUUGGCCGACGUUGCGUGUCUUAACAGAUAUAAAGAGAAGUGGACUUCGCUCUUUCCGGACGACCUUGAGCCAGGCCCGUAUUUGCAAAAAGAGCGCCAAGAUUCGCUACGUUGCGAUAAUAAAUGUUACUCGUCAUGUGCUGAAACGGUGUACGAGGCCCAUGCCAAUUCUUUCCCAAUUUUGAAUAAAACGGACAACAACGUUACUCGAAUUUUUGUGUAUUAUUCGGGCAGGUUUUCAAAGUUGUACCUUCAAGACGUUGUCUAUUACUGGUUCGAAGUUUUGAGCAAUUUUGGCGGCAUUUUUGGAAUAUUUGUUGGUUGGAGUUUGAUAUUUAUUAUACAAUUGUCGGCCUAUUACACGCGAAAAAUCCUAGAGAAAGUACUUAAAACAGUGAUGACAUUGAUUUUAAACACUUAGAUACGAAAAGUAGUAAGAAAGCCUUUUCAGAAUACUUUGAUUUUUUGCCCUGUUUUUAAAGUAUAUUUAAAAAUUAAUAUUUUUUCAAAGAUUUCGCCCUGUUUUUAUAUUGAGCACAAAAAUGAAUAAGGUUUCAUCUGAGCCAGUGGCGGAACUAGGGGUGGGCUCAUGAGGGUCCAUAUUUAGUUUCAUUUUGUCUGCUUUUUGCUGUUGGAUCUCAACCCACUCUUUUAUUAUUUAUAAAAUAUAUAUUUAAAUAAUAAUUUAAAAUGUAAAUAAUAAAUAUAAUAAAUGAUAAUAAAUAAUAAUAAAUAAUAAAUAAUAAAUUAAAUAUAAUUAUGAUAUAUUUGCUAUUUAUACUAACGGAAUUAAUCUUUUCGGACGUUACAUAAUUUAACGUAAAUCCUUUUAUUCUACAAACAUUACCUGUAUUACUCUUAUAACAAUAACAAAUGCGUCUUAA